AUGGCGCAGUCUACCGAGACCAGCAUGGUUGGGAAGGUCAGUUACAGUCAGUUUGCCUGUAUCGGAAGCGGGUUCGCAGCCAUUGGCCUGGGUGCACAGUUGAAGCGAUGGUACGGCAUCGACAACGUUCAGUUCUUCGAGCGGCAUCACCGGCUGGGGGGGACGUGGUUCAUCAAUCAAUACCCAGGGUGCGCCUGCGACGUCCCCAGUGUGCUGUACAGUUUCUCCUUCGAGCCUAAUGCCAACUGGACAAGGGUCUUGCCGACCUACUUUGAACUCUGGUCUUACCUCAACGAGGUCGCUCACAAAUAUGACCUAGUCAGGAAGAUGACUUUCGAUGUUCUGGUCGAACGAUGCGAAUGGAUCGAAGAGCGAGCCAGGUGGCGUAUGACUAUUCGCCAUCUAAAGUCCGGAGCAAUAUACUUCCACGAGUGUCAAUUCCUGUUCGCCGGGACAGGUGCCCUGGUCACCCCGCGAGAGAUCGACGUGCCCGGCGCAGAUACCUUCAAGGGUGUCAUCUCACACACUGGCCGCUGGAAGCCGGAAAUCAACGUCGAGGGGAAGAGGGUGGUUCUCUUUGGCAACGGCUGUACGGCGGCACAAGUCGUCCCCUCCAUCCUGCAUAAGACCCAGUCCUUGACACAGAUCGUGCGAUCGAAGCAUUGGAUCUUUCCACCCAUCGAUGCAAAGGUACCGGACUGGGUCCGGUUCGGACUGAACCGCAUCCCCGGCAUGACAACUCUUCAACGGUUCAUCGUCUUCGUCGCAGCGGAGUACUCCCUCCUGGGCUUUCCGUUGACCGAGGCAGGAAAGAGGUUCAGAGCGAGGCAGCAAAAGAUCACGGAGGGAUACAUGCGAGCCACGGCCCCCGCAAAAUAUCACGAACUGCUGAUCCCGGACUUUGAAGUCGGCUGCAAGCGACGAAUCUUCGACUCUGGGUAUCUAAAGAGUCUCCAUGCCGAAAACAUGACUCUGACCAACGAGAAACCAUUGGAGAUUGUACCGGAAGGUGUGAGAACAGAGAAGCGACUGAUCGAGGCCGACGUGAUUAUCUUAGCGAACGGCUACCACACCAACGAGUUCGCUGCUGGCGUGGAAGUGGUCGGGCGCGGUGGCGAGACCAUGCAGAGCCACUGGGAGUCCUUCGGCGGACCAGAGGCGUACAAUUGCUCAGCGCUGAGCGGGUUUCCCAACUUCAUCCUGCUCUUGGGCCCUAAUGCUGCGACAGGACACACAUCGUCCAUCAUGGCUUUGGAGAACUCCAUCAACUACGCACUGCGUGUUCUCAAGCCGGCGCUAGAAGGCCGCGCGAGCACGGUCGACCUGAAGCGCGAGGCGGAGCAGGCCUAUUCUGAUACGAUCCAAGCCGCGCUUCAGAACACGGUGUGGAAUUCCGGCUGCCAAAGUUGGUACUUUAUUGAAUCUGGCAAGGGUUCCAAGACGUGGAACGCCAUGAGCUACCCUUACUCGCAAGCUCAUUUCUGGUAUCGCAGCCUCUUUCCCGUCUGGACAGACUGGGACUACGGUGGACCGGCCACCAUGGUUUCGUCAAUUCGAAAGCAAUGGUCUGAUCUCUGGCUUCUUGUUCUUCUUGUGGUGGCCAGUCUGACGUUUUGGAUUUACUUGGUCAAGGGGAUCGAGGGUGAGGCAGUGUAUGCGACAUAA
Messenger RNA from Colletotrichum destructivum, 1665 nucleotides. RefSeq names its product Putative flavin monooxygenase, FAD/NAD(P)-binding domain superfamily. Gene Ontology annotation, molecular function: N,N-dimethylaniline monooxygenase activity; flavin adenine dinucleotide binding; NADP binding. NCBI's taxonomy places the organism in Eukaryota, Fungi, Ascomycota, Sordariomycetes, Glomerellales, Glomerellaceae. The transcript is spliced from 4 exons. Bases 1 to 1665 code for a protein of 554 amino acids. The record is from RefSeq and is a predicted model, not a curated record.